AUCAAACAAGAAGGCAGACAGGCAGGAAAAGUAGCCAAGCAUAUGUUAGUAUCACUCUGGGGACGAAUAUUCUCAGAUGAACGAAGACCGGGCCCAUAUCGGCGUAUGGCGCCAUUUAUUUCAGCAAGAGGACAUAAACAAUAUCGGAAAAAAUCAUCCCAUUAG
Molecule: messenger RNA, 165 nt
Organism: Ambispora leptoticha
Lineage: Eukaryota; Fungi; Glomeromycota; Glomeromycetes; Archaeosporales; Ambisporaceae
Source: the annotation of a GenBank genome assembly